Molecule: messenger RNA, 924 nt
Organism: Lathyrus oleraceus (garden pea)
Lineage: Eukaryota; Viridiplantae; Streptophyta; Magnoliopsida; Fabales; Fabaceae
Product: small RNA-binding protein 11, chloroplastic
Exons: 4
Coding region: 91-498 (135 amino acids)
Molecular function (GO): RNA binding
Source: RefSeq, a predicted model, not a curated record
GCUUGUGUAGUAAACUGAAGCCCUUUACCGAAUUAUGAGCGCCCUAAUCCGUCGUGUUCCUUCUCCGUAUCUGCUUGACAGUCGCAUUCAAUGGCAGCCAUCCGGAGAAUCGUCGGCUACACCAAUUCCGUAUCUCCCUUUCUUCUCAAUUUCCGCAGAGCAAUUUCUUUCAAGCUUUUCAUUGGCGGACUCUCUUUUCACACAACAGAGAAAACUUUAUCAGAAGCAUUCUCAAAUUAUGGACAAGUUAUAGAAGCUAAAGUUGUAACUGAUAGGGUAUCCGAGAAAUCCAAAGGGUAUGGUUUUGUUACUUUUGCUUCACAAGAUGAAGCUGAGAAUGCCAUAGCUGAGAUGAAUGAAAAGGCACUAAACGGACGUGUUGUCUUCGUCGACUAUGCAAAACCAGAUACCAAACGCAGUAUGGGAAUGCCGAUUGCAAGAGGGCCUCCUGAAGUUCUGAACAAACAAGAGAUAAUAGAUUCUCCUCAAGACAUGUGAGAUACGAUACCGAGGUUUGACAUACUCGAGUAAGCGAUGUGUUAAAAAUAGGAUUAAACUUCUCUAAGGUGAACCAUUUGCUACUUUAGAAUGUAAAGUAAGUAAUCUCAACGGAUAGCAAAUAAUGAAUGUUUUGGAAUAUCAUAGGUUGGUUGAGAUUGCGUACUUCACCAUUUAAAGUGAUUUGCUUACUUUGAAUGAGUCUAAUCAAUAGAAAUAGAAGUUUUCUUUCAUCAGUUAUUACUUGCAUGUGGAGGAAUGAGUGAGGUUUUUGAGGUUAUAUGUGGUAGGGGUUGAGCUCUUAUGAGCAAGCUUGUAUAUAAAAUGAUAAGAUAAGGAUGUGUAUUCAUCUCUAGAUUCUUGUAUGUUGAGAUUAUAUGAUAUAAUUUAAAUUAAGUCAACAAUGAAUAUGGUCUUAUUUACUCA